This is a messenger RNA of Pseudocercospora fijiensis CIRAD86, 2221 nucleotides long. RefSeq lists its product as uncharacterized. Lineage: Eukaryota; Fungi; Ascomycota; Dothideomycetes; Mycosphaerellales; Mycosphaerellaceae. The coding region runs from base 464 to 2068 and encodes 534 amino acids. The transcript has a single exon. The record is from RefSeq and is a predicted model, not a curated record.
CAUGGCAUGGCAUGGCAUGGUAUGGCACACAUGGCCACUGCCAACGACUUCGCCACAAGAUGCAAUGCUGUGCUGUGCUGUGCUGUGCUGCAUUGUCCAUCGCUCACGCCUGCGCUGGACGACGACUUCCUUCUGGUACAGCAUGCCAUGCUCGAACGCCUUCCGCAAUCUGCAUUGCUGCCUUCCAAAUGCCAUCCGAGCAUAAGCACCCACGGCAAGUAGUAAUGCGCGCCUUGUUUACUCGUCCUGGAGUCUUCCUGUCUGCUCGCAUCUUCAAUCCCAUCUUCAACAUCAUACAUCCACCCACCACCAUACUUCGACCGACAGCAACAUCGGUCAGAAUACUUUGCACUGCUUCUUGUCAGCUCUUCCAACAUCAUCGACACUCGACAUCUACCCGCCCCGCAGAGCCAAUCAUCAUCUGUCACCACUCAGCACCACCUGCGCGCUCCGCUCCGCCAGGAUGGAGCCCAUCACAAAAUGGCUGGCCAUUGCUCUUGCAAUCUUUCCCGCCACUACCGUCUCUGCACAACCGGCCAGCACUGUAGUCCUGCUGCCUAACUCGACCGGUCCUGGCGGCAUGAUCCUAGCUCCCGCUUCACCUACACUUUCUUCCACAACUUGGCCUUCUUCGUCGACUAUUCUCGUCCAAGACGCCCGCUCAGGCUUUCUUCCCGCAUCGCUGUUCGACGCCAUAGUCUCAGGUCAUACCAAAGGCCAAACCCUGACCGAUACCCUCACCGCAGCCUCCGGCGUCUUCACGGUGACUGCUGUGGUGAAGGACACCUUCCUACCGGCUUUGGAGUACACUAUAGGACCGCAGAAGGGCCCUUCUGGCCGCAACGCCGAGGAGCGAACAAUCGUGGCAUCGGUGACCGCGAAACAUGAUAUGAUGUACCUGACAGAGAGCUGGUACGAUCACGGCGGCCAUCGCUCGGUCGGCAGGAUAUCGCUCGACUGGACUCCCGCAAUUCCAGCCCCCUACUCAACUACCAUGGAGAAUGUCCCGGUGAUUCCGACGGCUCAGCCAGGAGCAAUAACGGUACAGAUCGUCACCAGCACUGCUACAGCAUGGCCGAUGACUACUCCAGUGACUGCCUUCGCAACCCCAGCCACAGCCCCACCAGGAGCACUACAGUUGACCGAACCAAGAGUCUCCGGUCUCGUCGCAACACCCAUUGAGUACCACGUCAUCAUCAAUGAAGCCGAUUCAGACUAUUGCACAUCCUACAACGACGCAAACACCAGACGCAUUUGUUCCUGUACAGCAUCUCACAAGAAGCCCAUGCAGAUCACCGCUAUCGUACCCGAACCCUCAAUUGCCAACAACGUGACUUGGUGGGUACCCGGCACCACGACAAUGCAGCUGAGCGGACAUCACUGGGGCACAACCGAUCCAAAACUCACGUAUUUCCCGCUUGUCAACUUGCCUGACGGGCCAUUUGCUAUUCAACCCCCGACCAAGAACAAGCACUUCUUCACCAAAGCGACGUGCACUGAUGAACGAGAGUGCUACUCUCAAUGCUACCGCCAUACAUACCAAAAGAGAGCGAGCAAGCAUCGUGCCGUCAAGAUUGGCGCUGCCGUAGGUGCAGCAGUUGCAGCGGCUUUACUCGCAGGACUGUGCUGCAUUGGGUGCUCCCUCCUAUGUCUGCCGCGCCUCCGAGACAGGACAAGAAGACGUCGAGAUCAAAAGGGCAAGCCAACAGUUACAGAGGCAGUAACGCACCCUGUGACCACUACCGCACCAGAAGUACGUGAGGUCCCCGCUGCUGCUGCUGCCACGACCGCCGCUGCUGACCCAGCCCAUCCCGCCGAAAACAAAGGCACACUCGGCCGCCAAGCCGAAGAAGGUCGCGGCCGUCCUGCAGUCCAGUUCGAUGAGGCUCACAAAGCGGGUGAUGAGAAGGCCACUGCUGGUGCUCCGAACGGCACGACACACGUGGAGCACGUCGUCAAGCCUACAGAACCAGGGGUCGCUCCUGUCGAAGCUGUUCACGACGGUGCCACCGGGCAUGAUAUUGGCAGCCUUCGGGGCCGUCGGCGCCUGCGUGGAGAGGGCUUGUGAGGAGUGGUCGGCUACUGCCUGUGCAUGGAAAGAGCGUUCUCCUCAUCAGGCGCUGCUCAUCUGGCGUGAGCACAAUAAUAUCACGCAUUGGGGUUCUGCAUUAUAACAAACUUCGCAUCCUAGAUAAAUUCUAAUGGAGUCCGUUCGCUGCUG